AAUUCUCGAUUGGUAUACAAAAAACACGAAUAAAACUUAUAAAUCUUCCGAGGAUCCUGGCGUUAUAUCCGUGACCAAGAUUUAUAACUAUUAUAAGAAAUAUGGAUAUAGAACCAGUGUAAUGGGUGCAAGCUUUCGUAAUACUGAUGAAAUAGAAGAAUUGGCUGGUUGUGAUUACUUGACAAUCGGUCCUAAACUAUUAAAUCAGCUGCAAAACUCUUAUAAAAAGAUUGAAAGAAAAUUAAGUCCUGAUACUGCGUGUCAUUGUUUGGAAUCAAAAACUACUUAUGACGAGAAAGCUUUCAAAUGGAAACUGAAUGAGGAUGCAAUGGCUACUGAAAAGCUUGCUGAAGGUAUUAGGCAAUUUGCCAAAGACGGUAAAACCUUAAUGUCUAUGUUAAGGCAACGUUUGAUAAAUGAAGCUGCAAUGAUUAAUGAAGAUAUUAAACUGUUUGCUCAACCUUUUCAGGAGGUUAAA
Dentiscutata erythropus is the source of this 478-nucleotide messenger RNA. The record is from the annotation of a GenBank genome assembly. NCBI's taxonomy places the organism in Eukaryota, Fungi, Glomeromycota, Glomeromycetes, Diversisporales, Gigasporaceae.